AUGGGCUCCAAGACACCUGAGCAGGAGAGUCAGAAUGGCGGCAAUGACCCGUUCGACUCGACCUCUACCGCCGCUGGUGGAGAGCCACGAGGCGAUCAUCACUCCCGGGAUGGAGACGGACCUAUGGGUGACGAAGACGGUGAUGAUGAAGACGGUGACAGUCAGUCCCGGAUUGUUACCGAGUCAUUAACCCCUCAACCUCCAACAACAAGCGCACCAAAGAAGAAGAAAAAGAAGUCCAAGAAGAAGACAGCCACGAAGCAGUCUUCUCCUCCCCGGGUCCCGCUAACUAAGAUCUUCCGCAAUGAUCAGUAUCCAAGCGGUGAGAUGCAGAGCUACGAGUCCGUGAUCGACAACACGGCUCGCACUACUGCCGAGGAAGCUCGCCACGAAGCCCGACAGGCCGUCCAGGACAAAACCUGGCUGAACAACUAUCGCAAGGCAGCUGAAAUUCACCGUCAAGUUCGAAAAUGGACUCAAGAGAACGUACGACCGGGUGAAUCUCUCACAAAGGUUGCUGAUGAUAUUGAUGAGGGCGUAAGAGCCCUUCUUGAUAACCCGGGACUCGAGACUGGAAGUUGCUUAGUAUCUGGAUUGGGGUUUCCAACGGGUCUUGCGAUAAACAAUUGCGUAGCACAUUGGACACCCACUCCUGGGCAGAAGGACGUCAUCCUGCAACAAAGCGAUGUCAUGAAGGUGGACUUUGGUGUUCACAUCAAUGGCUGGAUCGUUGACAGUGCUUUUACUAUGAGCUUCGAUCCAACAUAUGACAACCUGCUUGCUGCAGUCAAGGAUGCAACCAAUACUGGCAUCAAGAACGCUGGUGUCGAUGUCCGUAUCAGCGAUAUCAGUGCCGCAAUUCAAGAGACCAUGCAAAGCUACGAAGUAGAAAUCAAUGGUAAAACCUAUCCGGUCAAACCAGUCCGUGACAUCUCCGGUCACAAUAUCAAGCAAUAUCAGAUUCACGGAGGGAAGUCGAUUCCUUUCGUGAGAACUAAAACCCAGACCAAAAUGGAAGAAGGCGAAGUCUUCGCCAUCGAAACAUUUGGAUCUACGGGACGCGGUCAUACGAGAGACGGUCUUGGCGUAUAUGGCUACGGCAAGAACUAUGAUGCCCCCAAGAAAGUGGUCACUCCUCUUGCCUCGGCUCGCUCUUUGUACAAGACCAUCAACGACAACUUCGGCACAAUUGUGUUCGCCCGUCGCUACCUCGAGCGCCUCGGCGUCGAUCGCUAUCUGGCUGGCAUGAACAGCCUUGUGUCUGCAGGAGUUGUCGAUCGUUAUCCGCCUCUGAUGGAUAUCGAAGGCUCGUAUUCUGCACAGUUCGAACACACCAUUUUACUGGGAGAGUCGAGCAAGGAGGUUAUCAGUCGUGGAGAUGACUAUUAA
Messenger RNA from Penicillium angulare, 1389 nucleotides. RefSeq names its product methionine aminopeptidase 2. Gene Ontology annotation, molecular function: metalloaminopeptidase activity. The transcript is spliced from 6 exons. Lineage: Eukaryota; Fungi; Ascomycota; Eurotiomycetes; Eurotiales; Aspergillaceae. The record is from RefSeq and is a predicted model, not a curated record. Gene Ontology annotation, biological process: proteolysis. Bases 1 to 1389 code for a protein of 462 amino acids.